This is a messenger RNA of Clupea harengus (Atlantic herring), 1353 nucleotides long. Its product is annotated as 5-hydroxytryptamine receptor 3A-like. The record is from RefSeq and is a predicted model, not a curated record. Gene Ontology annotation, molecular function: transmembrane signaling receptor activity; extracellular ligand-gated monoatomic ion channel activity. Gene Ontology annotation, cellular component: membrane. Gene Ontology annotation, biological process: monoatomic ion transmembrane transport. NCBI's taxonomy places the organism in Eukaryota, Metazoa, Chordata, Actinopteri, Clupeiformes, Clupeidae. The transcript is spliced from 7 exons. The coding region runs from base 1 to 1353 and encodes 450 amino acids.
AUGGCAGCCGUGCGUCCGGUCAACAACCUGAACACCCCCACUAAUGUCAGCAUAUCCUUCACACUGUAUGGUAUUCUGGGAGUGACAUGGGAAAUAGAGUUUUUGAGUUGGGACCCAGUAGAGUGUGGCACGGCAUCCAUCACCCUACCAAGGAAGAAGUUCUGGGUGCCUGACAUCGUCAUCGAUGAAUUUGUGGAUGAAAACAAUGCCCCGGAGACCUUCUACGUCUCGGUGAGCCACACUGGGGUUGUACAAGAUUCCUUGCCAGUGGAGGUCAUCAGCUCCUGCAAUUUGGACAUCUACAACUUUCCUUUCGACAUCCAGAACUGCUCCUACACCUUCAACUCCUGGAUACACCACGCUGAUGAAAUUCAGCUCUCAUUUGGAAAGCAGGUGGAGGAGAUGUUCAACAGGUCCAAAAAGGUCAUAGCCACCAUGGGGGAGUGGGAACUCAUAGACAUGAAGGCCUACAAGCAUGAUUUAGUCAACUUUGAUGAGUCCAAACGCGAACAACUCACCUACUUCAUUGCCCUUAGGCGUCAACCAACCAUGUAUGUGGUGAACCUGCUGAUCCCCAGCUUCUUCCUCAUCACAGUGGACCUCUUCAGCUUCCUCCUCCCCCCACAGAACGUGGACCGAUCCGCCUUCAAAAUGACUCUCAUCCUGGGCUACACCGUCUUCCUGCUGCUCAUGAACGACCUGCUGCCUGUCACAGGAAACACCAUACCACUCAUCAGUAAGUUGAACAGUACCAUUCUCAUCACGAACAUCUACUGUCUCUCUAGAUGUGUUUUUCUCCCUGUGCCUGACUCGAGACCAUUCUCAUCACUAACAUCUACUGUCUCUCUAGAUGUGUUUUUCUCCCUGUGCCUGGCUCUUAUGGUGGGAAGCCUCCUCGAGACCAUUCUCAUCACUAACAUGCUAAGUGGCUCCAUUCGUGACCUCCCUCUGCCGACCUGGAUAAGAGUCAUUUUCCUAAACUUCCUUGCACCACUAGUCUGCAUGGGAAAGAAAGGUAGUGAAGGCACUCCUUCUCAAAAACAAGAAAGCUACGGAGAGAACCCCGCCGAUCCCUCGAAGGGAGAGAGUCGACAUGGGACCAGAGACGCUAAAGAGUCUCAGACUGCAGACCCCAGCCUGCUGGAGGUCAAACACCUGAGAGAAGAGCUACGAGACGUCCAAAGACAGCUGGAGAAACCCGACACAACGGACCACACUGCAGAGGACUGGAUGUGCAUCGCGCUGGUCAUUGACCGCUUCUUAUUUUGUAGUUAUGUCAUCUUUCUCCUCUUCAGCUCCAUUGCUAUAUUGGUGAUAUGGAUUUCCAUGUACGGUGACUCCCAGGAUCACUGA